Molecule: messenger RNA, 1932 nt
Organism: Plasmodium reichenowi
Lineage: Eukaryota; Apicomplexa; Aconoidasida; Haemosporida; Plasmodiidae
Product: reticulocyte binding protein 2b
Exons: 1
Source: RefSeq, a predicted model, not a curated record
UUUAGAUUAGAACCUAUAUCUUAUAUUCAAAGAUAUUAUAAGAGGAAUAUGAAUAGAUCUGAUAUUUUUCAUGAUAAAAAAGAAAGAGGUUCCAAAGUAUAUUCAAAUGUGUCUUCAUUCCAUUCUUUUAUUCAAGAGGGUAAGGAAGAAGUUGAGAGUUUUUCUAUAUGGGGAAGUAAUAGCGUUUUAGAUCAUAUAGAUGUUCUUAGGGAUAAUGGAACUGUAGUUUUUUCUGUUCAACCACAUUACCUUGAUAUAUAUACGUGUAAAGAAGCCAUAUUAUUUACUACAUCAUUUUACAAGGAUCUUGAUAAAAGUUCAAUUACAAAAAUUAAUGCAUCUAUUGAAAAAAUUAACGAAGAAAUAAUCAAGAAUGAAAAACAAUGUUUAGUUGGUGGGAAAACAGAUUUUGAUAAUUUACUUAUAGUUUUAGAAAAUGCUGAAAAAGCAAAUGUUAGAAAAACAUUAUUUGAUAAUACAUUUAAUAAUUAUAAAAAUAAGAAAACUAAUUUUUACAAUUGUUUGAAAAAUAAAAAAAAUGAUUAUGAUAAGAAAAUAAAUAAUAUAAAGAAUGAGAUUAGAAAAUUAUUAAAAAAUAUUGAAUGUACAAGAAAUAUGUGUGAAACGAAAUCAUAUGUUAUGAAUAAUAAUUUAUAUUUAUUAAGAGUGAAUGAAGUUAAAAGUACACCUAUUGAUUUAUACUUAAAUCGAGCAAAAGAGCUAUUAGAAUCAAGUACCAAAUUAGUUAAUCCUAUAAGAAUGAAAUUAGGUGAUAAUAAAAACAUGUACUCUGUUGGAUAUAUACAUGAAGAAAUUAAAGAUAUUAUAAAAAGAUAUAAUUUUCAUUUGAACCAUAUAGAAAAAGGAAAAGAAUAUAUAAAAAGGAUAACACAAGCAAAUAAUAUUCCAGACAAAAUGAAGAAAGAUGAACUUAUAGAAAAAAUUUUGGAAUCCUCAAAAAAUUUUGCUAGUUUUAAAUAUAGCAAUGAAAUGAUAAGCAAAUUAGAUUCGUUAUUUAUAAAAAAUGAAGAAAUACUUAAUAAUUUAUUCAAUAAUAUAUUUAAUAUAUUCAAGAAAAAAUAUGAAACAUAUUUAGAUAUGAAAACAAUUGAAUCCAAAUAUACAACUGUAAUGACUCUAUCAGAACAUUUAUUAGAAUAUGCAAUGGAUGUUUUAAAAGCUAACCCUCAAAAACCUAUUGAUCCAAAAGCAAAUAUUGAUUCAGAAAUAGUAAAAUUACAGAUGAAAAUAAAUGAGAAAUCAAAUGAAUUAGAUAAUGCUAUAAGUGAAGUAAACACACUAAUAAUAAUAAUGAAAUCAUUUUAUGAUGUUAUUAUGUCUGAAAAAGCUUCUAUGGAUGAAAUGGAAAAAAAGGAAUUAUCCUUAAAUAAUUAUAUUGAAAAAACAUAUUAUAUAUUAGAAACGUCUGAUAUUUUUAAGUCUAAAAGUAAUAUUAUAAAUAAUAAUAGUAGAAAUAUUAGUUCUAAAUAUAUAAUUAUAGAAAGGUUAAAAAAAUAUAUUGAUGAAUUAAAUAGUCUUAUAUCAGAUUUUAAAGAGUCACAAGAAACAUUAAUAAAAGAUGAUGAAUUAAAACAAAACAUAAAAACGGAUUAUUUAAAUAACGUGAAAUAUAUAGAAGAAAAUGUUACUCGUAUAAAUGAAAUUAUAUCAUUAAAACAAUCUAUAACUCAAGGAAUAGCAGAUAUUGAUGAAUUAAAUAGUUUAAAUUUAAUAAAUAUAAAUGAUUAUAUAAAUGAAAAAAAUAUAUCACAAGAGAAAGUAUCAAAUAAUCUUUAUAAAUUAUAUAAAGGAAGUUUUGAAGAAUUAGAAUCUGAACUAUCUUAUUUUUUAGACACAAAAUAUUUGUUUCAUGAAAAAAAAAAUGUAAAUGAACUUGAAACAAUUUUAGAAUCAUCAAAUAUUGAGUGUGCU